AUGACAGAAAAUUUUCAAGAAAAAAAGUCAACAUCAGUCGUCCAAAACAAUAUCGCCUUGUGGGACGGAAACAACGGCGUGCCCUGCAUGAGACGACAUUUUUCAUGGACCCCUCAGCAAGUGGGGGAAAUCCAAGCACCCACGAGCACCACGACACCAGCACCAGUACCAGGACGAGCACGGCACGGCACUUUUCUAGCCUCUGGCUCCCAUUUGCGAGGGGGAUUCGCGCCAUGGCUGGCGCCAUUAUGCACAUCUAUUGGCGCCGCUCAAGUGGUUUUUUGUCUCAGUCCGGACCUGCAGCAAUACAACUGUCUUGACCGUCCUUCUACAGGACCUGUCAGUCUGGCGUGGCAUUUCGGUCUGGACACGCCCAUUGCAAAGACUAGAGGGCGUUGGCGGCUUCUUCUGAGUCAACCACUGCACUUCCUCUGCCUAUCUCAAGUGACGAUCCCCAAGACUCGAGAUGCUCGCCACGAGCCCACCUCAACUGAUGGGCAUACGUACGGUGUAUCAGCAGCCAAACAGAGCUCCUCUGCGUGA
Messenger RNA from Colletotrichum acutatum, 543 nucleotides. RefSeq lists its product as uncharacterized. The transcript has a single exon. Lineage: Eukaryota; Fungi; Ascomycota; Sordariomycetes; Glomerellales; Glomerellaceae. The coding region runs from base 1 to 543 and encodes 180 amino acids. The record is from RefSeq and is a predicted model, not a curated record.